This is a messenger RNA of Hevea brasiliensis (rubber tree), 736 nucleotides long. Its product is annotated as mitogen-activated protein kinase kinase 2-like. The record is from RefSeq and is a predicted model, not a curated record. The transcript is spliced from 4 exons. Gene Ontology annotation, molecular function: MAP kinase kinase activity; ATP binding. NCBI's taxonomy places the organism in Eukaryota, Viridiplantae, Streptophyta, Magnoliopsida, Malpighiales, Euphorbiaceae. The coding region runs from base 34 to 450 and encodes 138 amino acids. Gene Ontology annotation, biological process: protein phosphorylation; MAPK cascade.
GUCAAGAUUGCUGACUUUGGUGUGAGUGCAAUAAUGGCAAGCACCUCUGGACAGGCAAAUACUUGCGUUGGUACAUACCACUAUAUGUCUCCUGAGAGAAUCAGCAGUGAAAUUAGUGAAGGAUCACAUAACUACAAAAGUGACAUUUGGAGCAUGGGUAUAGUAUUGCUGGAGUGUGCAACUGGUCAAUUCCCAUAUUCCCCUCCAGACCAGGGUGAAGUCUGGGCUAACGUCUUUGAACUCAUGGGAGCUAUUGUUGAGCAACCUGAACCUCGCGCACCUUCUGACCAAUUUUCCCCAGAGUUUUGCUCAUUCAUAUCUUCAUGUUUGCAGAAGGACCCAAAAAAUAGACUGUCAACACGUGAACUUUUGACUCAUCCAUUCAUGAACAAGUAUGAGAACCUGCAAGUAGAUUUCUCAUCUUACUUCACAAAGACAGGCUCUCCAUAAAACUUCUGGUAAGUAAGCGUGAACAGCUCUUCUUCAAGAACUGGUUAAAGAAUGUUUGCCACUAAAAAAGGUUAAUCCAAUUGCAACUCUUUUCCACUAGCAUUCUGCCAUAACAACAGCUGAAGCAUCUUGUCGUGUACAUGCGUGUAUUAUAGGAAUUAUUUUUCUGGCUGUAUAGCCUACAAACACUGUACUAAAAUAUUGUCAGCCACUGAAAUUUCUUGCUUACUAAAGACUAAGACCAUGAAAAAAUCUAUCAAUCAGGCCUUGAAUCUUUUUAUUAAAA